UAAAUGCAUUGGGUUUUUCCUCAGUAUAUUGUAAGAUACAUGUACAUUGGUGUUCUCAAGAUUUAUAAUUUCAUUAUUUUAUCCCAUAUUACUCUUCUGGUAUAUAUCUGGCACUGCGCUUCAAGACGAGCAGAGACGAUACACCAAUGAAAAGGUGGCUUCAAAUAGCAACAGAUGACGUCAAGACGCCCACUUCGUGAUUGGCGAAGGUGACGCGCGGGCUGUUGCAACGUCAAACGUCGUCCCCCUGGUCGUGCCAUGCGCACUGGCGGUUGUUGUUGUUGAGCUGGUUGUUAUGGCUGGAGAAGGCCUCGGACGAAACUGAGAGAGCGAGAGAGAGAGGUCCCCCUCCCCACCCCCCGGCCCCGUCUCCGCCACGGACCACCCGCCACCCAUGGAGGGCACUGACAUGGACGUGGACGCGGAGCUCAUGCAGAAGUUCAGUUGCAUGGGCACCACGGACAAGGACGUCCUCAUCUCGGAGUUUCAGAGGCUGCUCGGCUUCCAGCUCAACCCGGCUGGCUGCGCCUUCUUCCUGGACAUGACCAACUGGAACCUGCAGGCUGCUAUCGGUGCAUAUUAUGACUUUGAAAGUCCCAACGUCAACACGCCUUCCAUGUCCUUUGUCGAGGAUGUGACCAUUGGGGAAGGAGAGUCCGUUCCUCCCGACACGCCGUUCACAAAGACCUGGAGGAUACAAAACGCAGGUGCAGAGUCGUGGCCACCUGGGGUUUGUCUCAAAUACAUCGGCGGGGAUCAGUUUGGCCACGUGAACGCAGUGAUGGUGAAGUCACUCGAACCCCAGGAGACAUGCGAUGUGAGCGUGCAGAUGCGAAGUCCCACGGCUCCGGGCAUGUACCAGGGCCAGUGGAGGAUGUGCACGGCCAACGGGUUAUUCUACGGAGACGUAAUCUGGGUGAUUCUGACCGUCGAGGUCGGCGGCCUCCUCGGCGUGACCCAGCAGCUGUCGUCCUUCGAGACGGAAUUCAACACCCAGCCGCAGCGCGACGUGCGGCGAGACUUCAACCCGUUCGCCUCGCCGCAGAAGAACAAGCACGACGCCACCGACGGCGGCUUCCGAGAGCCCGGCGGCGCGUGGGAGCGCACGCAAGAGCCGAUCCAGCAGGAUCAAACCGGACUGUCUCACAAUGCUGUAAAUAGGGCGUCCAAUGGGCUCCAAAGCAAUCUUUCCGUGGUGACGUAUGGCCAGGUUAGGCCACAGUUCCAGCCAGUUCCAGCCAGUUCCAGCCAGUUCCAGCCAGUUCCAGCCAGUACCAGCCAGUACCAGCCAGUUCCAGCCAGUUUCAGUCCGUUUCAGCCUCAGAACUGUCGGGGGGGGAAACACUUCCGGUCGUUGCAUUAGCAUUCAAAAGGGUAUUCACGGACCCUAUCCGUUUGGACAGAGCUAGGAUGACAAAGACCUCCCCCCCCCCCCCCCCCUCCAUCAUAGUGGAUGAUGAGCUUAACACCCUGGGAGUACAUGCAGAGGGGUCUGAGGGGGAGAUCUGAACUGUUGUUUUAUAUUGACUCAUGACAACCCGAGGCCCUUUUCACAGACACACACACUACAGUGAGGUAAUGGAUUACACCCCCCCCCCCCCCCGCCGCUGCAGCGAGAACAUCCCACCUGACAUCGACACCCGGAUUCGCAUGUGUGAAUGCUUCAUUGCUCUAAAUGCUAUAAAACCUAAAACAAACCAAAAAAAACACAAACAUUUUUAUUUCCACUGUAAAAAAAACAAAAUCACCCCCAAAACGGUCAACGUACGAUUUGGUAUUUCCACGGACACGUGGAGUGUUCUUGUCUUCUCGGGGUUCCUACACGGGUCUAGAAAUGAAUAAUGAUGAUUAAUCGGUUCUUGAAAAGUGUCUUUUUUUUAAAAGAACGGAAGAUGGAUGUAUGGAUUAUUUCCAGUUUAAACCAGUUUCACACACACACCUAUGAAUAGGAGAGCAAGUGUGACCAGCUGUACCUCAAAAAGAGCAUUACGCAACCUCAGAACAAUGUGGUUCACUUUCUACAGGAUGGGGGGGGGGGGGGGGGGGCACAACUUGUGAUCGGACAACUUUUAAAAUGGUUGAAUGUUUACAGAUUUUGCCGUGUGUGGGUUAAAUGCCACUAUAUAUAUAUAUAUGUGUGUGUAUAUAUGUAUAUGUAUAUACAUAUAUAUAUAUAUAUUGGGUGUGCGUGGUGGGUUUUCGCUUUAAAUAGAUGCCGUAUUUAAGUUUAGAGAAGUUUCCGGUUGCAUUUACAAGUUGGAUGUUGAGAUGAACACUAUUUGCAAAUUAGGAAUUAUGUUUACUUUAGUAUUUAAUUUCAUCCGGUAUUAUGUUCUUUAUUCAAUCGGUCCGACAGCUUGUGCUUCAAAUCACUUUAAUCCGACGCCUACUGGACACCACAUUAGAAUAUGAUGAGGGGAAAAAAAAUGUCACUUAAAAACAUACUUAAAUAUGGACUUAAAUAGAAGAGUUAAAUAUGGACCAUACCUGUGUAGAAACCCCGUCUCUCCAAAAGACAAAAUCCAGAGAAACAAGAUGCUAAUCGUGUGUGUGCGUGUGUGUGUGUGUGUGUGUGUGUGUGUGUGUGUGUGUGUGUGUGUGUGUGUGUGUGUGUGUGUGUGUGUGUGUGUGUGUGUGUGUGUGUGUGUGUGUGUGUGUGUGUGUGUGUGUGUGUGUGUGUGUGUGUGUGUGUGUGUGGUGUUUUCGCUUGAAAUAGAUGCUGAAGCGCAAAAGGAUGCGAGUGAGUGUGAGGAAGGGUUUAAACAAAAAGCCUAAAAAUCUAUUUUGCCUGGUGAGCGACUAGUUUGAGUCAAUGUCGACAGUAAGUGUACUAAAUAUGUGUGUGUGUGCUUGUUAAGUGUGCACGUAUGCUAUGGUUCUCUUUGGAUUUAACUGACAUCAAAAUGGUGUAUACUACUUGGGCAAAGGACGACGUGUCUAUUUACAUUUGGAGAGAGAUUUCCUGGGCGUGUGCCUCUGAAGGAUUGUCGAGCACCGUUUAGAUGAACUGACUCACUAAUUGCCCUGUUAUUAUUAUUAUUUAUUUGCAGUCUUCCUGUGCACUGCAGAUUGCAAAAAGUCCCAUUUACAGCCAGCAGGUGGUGCUAGAGAAACAUCCCAUGACCAACUUCAACCUGAGAUCAUGUUGUCAAGAGAAGUUGAAGACUACUUGAAUAUGAAAUGAAUGGUUCACAUCAGUUUCUUCCGAGCGCUGAUGUUCUGUUACUGCUAUUUGCACAACACUGUCCCACUCAUCGGGGGGGGGGGGGGGGGGAGUUAUUAUUUUUUCUUUUGGGUUUAUUGAGGAUUGUGAUGCCAGCAUUUUCCAGAAGGUUUUGUCGUGUUCUUCUCGUCUGCUCUCCGAAAGGCCUUUAUGUUCCUAGCUUUACGUUUUUGUUUUCAUCGUGUGAAACCACACAGUUUCCAUCAAUUCAACUGAUUCUAAAAAUGAAUACGGAUUUCCGUUUACAUCGAUCACACAUUUAGGUUUUGCGUACCUGGAAAUGAGUGCAGUUGUUCGACUGAUCACACCGGAUUUCUUUUUCUUCUUCUCCCCAGCUGUCCUGUGUUUAUGUCAGACGCUGCAUUUCAUCCUGUAUUUUGGGCUUAAAAAUAAAAUGGGAAAAGUUGUUGAUGGAAUUGAAAAAAAAAAUCUCUGAGGAUAUUUUCCUUUUAUCAAACGCUCUCUCAGUCGUUAUCAUCAAACAUGUUCCUGACAUUUGGAGUUUGUUGCUACGACCAUGUGGACCCGACUCGUGGGAUUCACCAGUAUUUGUUUUUGAGAGUCAGCUGAGAGUCCUCCUCCCAAACAGUAUACACUGUUCUCCGUUGCCUCUUCACGUCAGUCUUUUGUUUUUCUUUCUGUGUGUGUGCUUACUUCUUGUGAGCUUGCUUGUGUGUUUUAGUGAGCGAGAGAAAGAGGGACGUGGUGAGAAAUCUGAAUAUUGCUGGCUUAAUUCUGUGGUUUUACUUUGUGACUAUGUAUGGAUUUGAGAUGGGUGGCGUGGUGAGUGGAUGAGAUGAAAGUUGAUAUAGUCCUAAAAUAGCACAUUCAUCUGACAAGAAACUGUCAAAAUAAAGCUUUGUUUUUUCUUCUUCUCCUGUAUCUAUAAUUAAGCAUUUGUAUGAUUAAAUUAACACUGAAACAAUGA
Pseudoliparis swirei is the source of this 4151-nucleotide messenger RNA. RefSeq names its product inflammation and lipid regulator with UBA-like and NBR1-like domains (gene ilrun). Gene Ontology annotation, molecular function: ubiquitin binding. Lineage: Eukaryota; Metazoa; Chordata; Actinopteri; Perciformes; Liparidae. Gene Ontology annotation, biological process: macroautophagy. The record is from RefSeq and is a predicted model, not a curated record. The transcript is spliced from 6 exons. Gene Ontology annotation, cellular component: phagophore assembly site. The coding region runs from base 395 to 1363 and encodes 322 amino acids.